AUGAAGCCUUUUAUUAACCAAUAUUCUAAAUAUAAUUCAUUAAGUGAAAUAAAAAAUGAUGAAAAAUUUACAAAGAGUCAAAGAACUAUCGGAAAUCCUAUUAAAAUUACUGUUUUGCGUUUCAUUUUAACUACAAUAAGACAUCAGCUUAUAAAAGAACUUCAUCAAAUUUCAUUAACAAAAAGAAUAGAUAUGUUAAAUGAAAGAGAAUUAUUAAAAAAAAAAAUUUUAUAUUUUGACAAGAAAUAUGGUGAAAAUUUAUUACAUGAUCAAUUAGAACAAGCAUUAGCAGUAAUUCUUAGUGAAAAAGGAUUAGAUAAAUUGCCAGAAUUUUUCCCAUGUGUUAAUAGAAAUCUUUUUUAA
Molecule: messenger RNA, 363 nt
Organism: Plasmodium gallinaceum
Lineage: Eukaryota; Apicomplexa; Aconoidasida; Haemosporida; Plasmodiidae
Exons: 1
Coding region: 1-363 (120 amino acids)
Source: RefSeq, a predicted model, not a curated record